AGGAGCUCCAGGCGCUGCCCGCCGGGUUCAGCGGCAAGUUCCGAGUCCACGUGCCGAAGCCCUACCCGGGCGUGCAGUACAGAAGGUCCAUGCGCCUCGAGGACAAGGGCUCGAAGAUUGCAGCCGACGGGGAGACCGUGGGCGGGGUGGUCGAGGAGGGGGGCAAGUGGCUGCGCGUCACCAGCGACGGUGGCGGUCCCACUCUCUUCCUGCCGACAAGGAUCGAAAUCGCUGGGAAGAACAUCCAUAUCCUCAAGCGGAUCCCGGCAAAUAAGGAUUCUUUGGAACACCCGACUAAGAAGAAGGCGGGCCGGCACGGCAAGGGCUCGCCAGAGCAUUCAGGCCAAGGCGCCGCUGGGGCCGCCGUGCCCUGGUGGACCUGCUGCGUCAGCAAGGACAUGCUCGAGAACUGCGAGGUCGUCGUGGACCGCGGCAGCGACGUUACAGGCACAUCCCCGAUUCUGUCGACCAGCGGCGAGGCCGCCCGCGUGGGGCGCGGAGGAGAGGACGAUCGCGGCCCGCGCGCACCUCGCCGCGGAGGCAGGUUGAGGCCCGCGGCCUCUCCGAGAGGCCCCGCGGCCGCGGAGGCGGCUGGGCUCUGCCCCCGUGGCGCGACUGGUCGUGCGAAGCUUGAGGCCGGCGGCUCUUCGCCGGUCGCGCGCCGCGGCGCCGGCCUCGCCGCGGGGCCGCGGCUGGGCGGCGAGCGGCCGGGAGGAGGCUAGCCGGCGGCCCCCGCAGCCCCCCCCACCCGGGCCUGCCGCGGGCCGCCGAGAGCGGGCAGCGCCGCCGCGCUCCCCCCGCCCGCCGGGGGUGGCGGGGGCGCGGGCCCCGACCCGGGAGGGAGGAGCUGCCAGUGGUCCCAGCCGAGGCCUGGGACACCCCGCCCAUGGGGCGACCGGGAAGGCCGAAGUCGGGGCCCGCGCCUCCGACCGCGCCUCCCGAGGGCCUGCCGCGCCGGUCGCCUGCGACUCGAAUUCGGGCGCCGGGCAGUACGCCCGGUGCCCGUGUGCCAGCCUUAGCGAUCUCCUUCUCUAUCUGUCUGUCUCUCCUUGCCAUUCGUCUGUGUGCGAAUUUCCCCACGUCCUUUCUCUGUCCUCCGUAGAACAGCUGCGUGCUGUGUCCGACUGAGUCGCGCCCUGGACGGAGAA
Prorocentrum cordatum is the source of this 1148-nucleotide messenger RNA. The record is from the annotation of a GenBank genome assembly. NCBI's taxonomy places the organism in Eukaryota, Dinophyceae, Prorocentrales, Prorocentraceae.